Molecule: messenger RNA, 1904 nt
Organism: Cynara cardunculus var. scolymus (artichoke)
Lineage: Eukaryota; Viridiplantae; Streptophyta; Magnoliopsida; Asterales; Asteraceae
Product: nuclear pore complex protein NUP58
Exons: 6
Coding region: 76-1626 (516 amino acids)
Biological process (GO): nucleocytoplasmic transport
Cellular component (GO): nuclear pore
Molecular function (GO): structural constituent of nuclear pore
Source: RefSeq, a predicted model, not a curated record
GUCCUGUGCCCUUGGUCCUUUGAGAAUCGUCAACCAAGCACAUCUACGGACAGGAGUUAUCGGUUAUUGGCAACAAUGUCAUUCUCGUUCACGCCCCAACAACAACAGCAGUCGUUAUUUCAACCCCAACAACAACAGCAGCUGUCGCCGUUUCAACAGAGUGGCGGUAGUCCAUUCUUCCAAUCACAGCAACAGCAACAGCAAUUGCAGCAACAACAAUUGCAGCAACAACAGCAGCAGCAGCAGCAAUUGCAACAACAACAGCAGCAGCAACAGCAAAGUCAUUUUUUCCUGUUCACCAAUGAAAAGACUCCGGCUAGUUACGGCACUAAAUGGGCAGACCUCCAUCCGGAUUCUCAGAAGUUUCUCCUUCAAAUUGAGGAGAGGAUACUGGAGUAUAGAGAUGAAAGCCAAAGGUUAGAUCAGUGUGGCAGACUCUAUGAUUCUUCAGUCUCCAAUGAAGGAUUUGAGCUUGAUGCAAGUCACAUUGUCCAGGAACUUGGUGGAAUCAGUACUGCAAUGGAUAGACAGAAGGUUUUGCUGCAAGAGCUUACAGCUAAUGUUAAAGAUAUGCUACGAAACACAGAGAUUGCCGUUCGUUCUUUCAUGAUGCUUCGUUCCAAGUUUCUUCACCCAAAUAAAAGCUCUGCUAUGAACCCUGUAACAACAUCAGGAGCUACAUCGACUACAAGUACUCAACCCACAACUUCGGCCAUGGUGCCAGUUUACGAUUUCUAUAGCGGCCUGCCACGAAAACCUUCUCCAUUUUUGCAGCAAACAGUUGCCAGAUUUGAUAAGUAUCUUGGCGAGUGUCGCCAGUGGAUUGAGGAGUUGGAGCAGUUACUCCUGGAAUCCAACAAGAACGCUUUAAAUCCCAACUCAUCGUUGUUGCAGUCUCUUCCCAAAGUUAUGUCAAAUGUUCAUGACUUCUUUGUUUACGUGGCUGCAAAGGUGGAGAGCAUUCAUCAGUAUAUGGAGUCCAUGAAAACAGCAUACCUUGUGGACCAACGUGGCCGAGGAGAUGGGAAUGAUCCAUUUCUUGAGGCUGAUCGACGAGAAACUGCCAAAAAAGCAGCUGCCGCACGUAGGGUACAUCCAACCCUUCAUUUGCCUUCUAAUUCACAACCAUCAACUCAAGCUGGUGGCUUGCUUGCGAGCUCCGCAACACCUGCGGCAUUGGCUGCUCCACCUACAUCUGCCUCGGUCCCAGCAGGUUCAUCUGGGAGCGCUUCUGGACUUUUUAGCACUCCAUUUUCUGGCACAUCAUCAUCUUCAUUAUUCUCAACUCCUGCCGCUGCGGCUCCAUCAUUCUCUUUAUUUGGAUCAUCUGGUGCUUCUCCUCAGACAUCGAUAUUUGGCGCUUUAUCUAGUUCAACACCUUCCCUAGGUACUACUUCCUUGUUCAAUACAACCCCUGCUGCGGGAGCUUCAACAUUUUCAACGCCAUUUGCUACAAACCCUUCUACAGGGGCGUCAACGUUUUCAACACCAUUUGCUACAAACCCUUCAGCAGGAGCUUCAACAUUUUCAACACCAUUUGGUACAGGGGCUGCAACAGGAUCAGGGGCAAGCUUCAAUACUUUAUCUAAAGCAAGAGCUAAAAGUCGCACAGGAGGACGGAGGUAGAAAUUCAGCAGCAGGGGUUUGAAGGUUCAAUGAUGGGAGGUGACUUGUUUGUAUAAUUUUUAUUGGCUUCAAAUGCAACCCUAUAGGACAAUAUUGAUUAUUAGACUUGGUUUGUUUCCUUCAAUCUUGUUUCUGUUUAUUGAUUCUUAGAGCAAUUCGACCUGUAUUCUAGGAAGGGGGAAAAAUUCAAGAUUCAUAGUUUACUGUAACAAUGUAGUUGCUGGAAUGUGUCAUUAUGCCCAGUUUGGAAAGAGCUCAUGUGCAUCAUUACUGAUGAA